Culicoides brevitarsis is the source of this 2297-nucleotide messenger RNA. RefSeq lists its product as uncharacterized. The transcript has 4 exons. The coding region runs from base 143 to 1819 and encodes 558 amino acids. The record is from RefSeq and is a predicted model, not a curated record. NCBI's taxonomy places the organism in Eukaryota, Metazoa, Arthropoda, Insecta, Diptera, Ceratopogonidae.
CUGAGACUUUAGACGUUUCGCGACUGUUGCACAGUACGAACGUGAAUUACUAACAAAAAACAUCAAAAAAAAUUCUUUAGCUUUCAUUUUUCGCUAUUUAUCGGUAAAUUUUAUUUUUUCGUGAGUGUUAUUUUUCAUCCGUAUGGAAUCCAAGAUGGAAAAAGAUCCCCAAUCUUUAGUGGUUCAAAUGAAACCGGAAUACGCUUCGUCGGAAGUUUAUUCGACAGUUGGCAGUGAAGCUCCUCCGGCAUACGUCAAACGUCAAGCGAAUUCGGUGAAAAUUGCAAAAAUUAUCGCCGCUACCAUCAUCUUGUCGUCCUUCAUCUUGGGCGGAUUCAUGUUGGCAUCUACUUAUAUGCAAAGUCGCGCCAUGUGCGACCAAAUGCAAACGCUCGAGAAUGCCUUGGAUAAGGAAAUUAUGUUGGAGAUGUUGGCACAAGACAUCCCAAAAGCUGCCGCAUUACAAGGACGAGAUAUCAGCGACAACGAUAUUGAAAAUGACAUCGAAAAACCAUCGCGCAAAGAUAAGGAUGUUAAGGAAACAAGUUCCUCUGACUCAUCGUAUUCCGACAGUGAUGAAAGUCAAGAUAUGAAUCGUGUGCAAUUCAAGUUGCCACUCGACAUCGAUUUGAAUGAAUUGGCCAGUAAAUUCAUGCAAAACCAAAACCAAAAAACAAAAAUGAACUGCGUUGUCGAAAGACGUCGUGCCGAAGAAUUGCAAGAUGGAGCUCCCGCCAAGAUGGUUCAAUUGCCUUUCGGAAUCAACUUACAAACGGAACAAAAACCAAAACGCGUCGUUACAGGAGAACGUAUUGCCAUCGUUUGCGAAAGCAAUGUUGAGCCUGAACAAGAAGAAGAACGUGAAGAGCCCGAAAUCCAUAUUCGUCAAUUCAUUGUUCCUUUCCAUCAACCACAGCAAAUGCCAAUUCCUUAUGGACGUAUGCCAAAUCCCGGAAUGGGACCUUUGACACACAUGCCAAUGCGCGUCGAGCCUCCUCGUGAACAACAACCGCAUCCAAUGAUGGCUCAAAUGCAAUCUGCUGGCCCGCAGCAACUUCCUCCUUUCUUGCGUGAAAUCAUCGCUUCGCAACUCGGACAAUUGCAACAACAAUCAGCACGUCAAGAAUUGCCCAUUCCUCCGCAAAUUAUGCAAGCGCCUCCCGUUCAACAACCCCAAUUGAGAAUUUUCCAUGCCAUUCGUCAAGAACCCGAAAUGCCUCAAAAUCAGCAACAACAAAAUCAACCUGAAGUUCGUAUCCAAUUGCAUCGCAUUGCAAUUCCCGGACCAAUUCGCAUCGCUGAACAAUCCAUCGAUCGUGACGAACAACCCGAAGCACAACAACAAGAGCCCGAACAACGUCAACCUGAACAAGGUCGUAUGCAAUUGCAUCCCGUUCCAUUGAACGUUGCUCUUCAACGUGCCGGCAUUACGCCCGAAGACCUCAUGAACAUCCAAAAGAUCGCCGAAACGAAUUUCCGUCGUGAGAUGAGUCGUUACAUUCAAGAUGAAAUCGAUGAGGAAUCUGACUCCAGCGAAAGUUCCGACGAAGAGAAUCGUCCUCAAAUCAUCCAAAUCGGAGGACAAGCUGAAGAAGAAAAAAAUACCGAAAACACUGAAUCGAAUAACGAACAAAAACCCGAUACAGUUCCCGCUGAAGCAGAAAAUGCGCCACAAAACCCAAAUAUUCUUCCCAUGGGACGUUCAGGAUAUGCUCGCAGUUUAUUGCAACCUGUCAACAUUCCGGUACAAAUGAUGCCUAAAGGAGAAAAUGUUGCUGCUGUUGCUCCCGAAGACUCCGCAAAGACGUCUGAAAACUAAGAUUUUAACGAUUUUUCACAAUUUCCUUUAAAAACGUUUCUUUCUUAUGUUUUUUUUAAAAAUAUUUAUAGUUAUCCGUCCAAAAUCUGUUUUAAAGUACAUAAUACAAAAUAUAUGAGUAAAAACCUGAUUGGAUACAAUCACAAACACACAAGAAUUACCGAUUUCUAAUCAUUAUUUCUAAAUUGUUAUCAAUUAAAAGUUUGCAAAAAUUGUAAAAAAACCACCCAAAAAUGUGAUGAAUAAAAGUUAUUAUUAAAAAAUUGUAAUUAAAAGGAUGUGUAAUGUAAAAAGUUAUUAGUUAAUCGUUACAUGAGAGAACAGUCGAUAUCGAAAAACUAACCUGAAGUCACCAUCGCGGAGACGAAUCUCAAAUUUUUUCGAAAAAUUUAUUUUUUAUUUAAUCCAAGUAGAUGUAAACGAUUCAAAAAUAUUUCAAUAAAGUGUCUUGUUCUGAUAUUUUGGGAUCCAAUAACAA